GAGGCCCCCUGGCUUGGCGCUCCCGCGGCGCCGGAAGGUCCCGAGUCUCGGUUCUCGGGCUGUUCUCGGUGCUGCCGGUUCCCGAGGAUCCCGAGUCGGGGGCGGCCGAGCUCCCAGGCUGCGGGUGCAGUGCGGCCCGCCAUGCCCGCCGUGCUGGGGUUCGAAGGCAGCGCCAACAAGAUCGGCGUGGGCGUGGUACGCGACGGCCUCGUGCUGGCGAACCCGCGGCGCACCUACAUCACCGCCCCGGGCACAGGAUUCCUUCCGGGUGACACUGCAAGGCACCAUCGAGCUGUUAUCCUAGACCUGCUGCAAGAGGCACUAACAGAAGCUGGAUUAACCUCCCAGGAAAUUGAUUGCAUUGCUUACACCAAAGGUCCUGGCAUGGGCGCCCCACUGGCUUCUGUAGCUGUUGUUGCCCGUACGGUGGCCCAGCUGUGGAAUAAGCCAUUGCUAGGUGUGAACCACUGCAUAGGCCACAUUGAAAUGGGCCGCCUUAUCACUGGAGCCAUUAAUCCAACUGUCUUAUACGUCAGCGGAGGAAAUACUCAGGUGAUUUCUUAUUCAGAACAUCGUUACCGCAUCUUUGGGGAAACCAUUGAUAUUGCUGUGGGUAAUUGUCUGGAUCGUUUUGCUCGAGUGCUGAAGAUUUCCAAUGACCCGAGUCCAGGCUACAACAUUGAGCAGAUGGCAAAGCGAGGCAAAAAGUUGGUUGAACUGCCCUACACUGUCAAGGGGAUGGAUGUCUCAUUCUCAGGGAUUCUGUCUUUCAUUGAGGAUGUGGCCCAACGGAUGCUGGCCACAGGGGAGUGUACUCCUGAGGAUCUCUGCUUCUCCUUGCAGGAAACUGUGUUUGCAAUGCUGGUGGAGAUCACAGAGCGAGCCAUGGCACACUGUGGCUCCAAGGAGGCCCUCAUUGUAGGAGGAGUGGGGUGUAAUAGGAGGCUGCAAGAGAUGAUGGAGACAAUGUGCCAGGAGCGGGGAGCCCAGCUGUUUGCAACAGAUGAGAGAUUCUGCAUUGACAAUGGAGCCAUGAUAGCUCAAGCUGGUUGGGAGAUGUUUCAGGCUGGACAUAGGACCCCCCUCGGGGAUUCUGGAAUUACACAGAGGUAUCGGACAGAUGAAGUAGAAGUGACGUGGAGGGACUGACGGGAUGAGCAGGAUCAGAGUAGAUAGCUCUCCAAAUAGAGCUCAGAGGGCCCUUUAGUCUCUGCUGAUGUGGGAGUAGGUCUUUGCAGUGCUAUGAACUUCCCUCUUCUGGCAAUUGUGUGGACUCCAUACAAGGUUUGGGCCCCUGUGGAACCUCAAGAUGACUCAGCCAUAAAACUUUUGGUUUUGUA
Messenger RNA from Nannospalax galili (Upper Galilee mountains blind mole rat), 1340 nucleotides. RefSeq names its product O-sialoglycoprotein endopeptidase (gene Osgep). Gene Ontology annotation, cellular component: cytoplasm; EKC/KEOPS complex. The coding region runs from base 142 to 1149 and encodes 335 amino acids. NCBI's taxonomy places the organism in Eukaryota, Metazoa, Chordata, Mammalia, Rodentia, Spalacidae. The record is from RefSeq and is a predicted model, not a curated record. The transcript has 11 exons. Gene Ontology annotation, biological process: tRNA threonylcarbamoyladenosine modification.